This is a messenger RNA of Emiliania huxleyi CCMP1516, 1047 nucleotides long. RefSeq lists its product as hypothetical. Lineage: Eukaryota; Haptophyta; Isochrysidales; Noelaerhabdaceae. The record is from RefSeq and is a predicted model, not a curated record. The annotation marks the transcript as partial. The transcript is spliced from 9 exons.
AUGGUGCAAUAUCUGGUCGCGUCUGCCGUCUCGGAGGUCUUCAUGACGCCCUCCGAGCCGCUGGUGGCGUACAUGGACCAGCACCUCAAGGUGGUGUGCCACGUGCCGGGGCCGUACUGUGGCGGCACCGCGCUGGAGGCUGCGACGCCGCUCGCCGCGGCGCGCGAGCGACACGGCGAUUCGAGGGCGCACGUGCGACACGGCGACUCGUGCGACCGGCGGCGGGACGAGCCCGGGCCGUGGAACGCGAUGUUUGCGCUCGACGAGAAGAAGGGGAAGCUCGAACGAGUCAACUACCGGGACGUGAGCAGACUCCACUCGCCGAAGACUUCGACCGACGCCCGCCCGAAAGGCGUGCGCACCGUGCUGCUCGCGACGGACGACCACGACGGCACAGUUAUGAGGGAGGAGCUCAACUUUGUCUUGCUCGACUUCCCUCGCGGCCAGUUCCAGAAGCGCGGGUGGAUGGAGUUCCGCCAGGACGACGUGGACGAGCACGUCCCCUUCUCCAUCGCCGCCGCCAUCGAGCUGCUCUCGCGCGCCGACAUGCUCGUCGGCAACAACACCCCUCGCACGUGCAACAUGGGCUCGCACGUGUCCCGCAUCGUCUACGACAAGAUGGUCGGCGCGAGCUCGACCUCGCAGCUGCCGCCCUUCAUCUCGGUCGACGGGUACGGCCUCUGCUGCGACUUCACCGAGGAGUGCACCAAGGAGGCCAUCACGCAGCGCCGCCGCGACGCGCGAGAGUGCAUCUACUCGUACGCGCGCUGCACCGGCGGAGACCAGUGGUUCUACAGCCGGAGUUGAGAUGAGUCGGUGGCCCGCAUGCAGCUCUUUGCGACAGAAGCCUGGAGAGCAGCUCCUCUGCUGCUCACACACUCUGCACAGUUGGCACAGCCUACUGUGCGGCUGCCACAGCCGUGACAGCGAUGGGCUCGCCCUCACUGGCCCUCAGUCACUUGUGCUGCGGCUUGUGUGAGCGACACUGCUCGGCGACUGCCGGCACACUGUGAGACCAUGGGUGUGAGGUAAAACCACGCUACCAGC